Molecule: messenger RNA, 763 nt
Organism: Brassicogethes aeneus
Lineage: Eukaryota; Metazoa; Arthropoda; Insecta; Coleoptera; Nitidulidae
Source: the annotation of a GenBank genome assembly
UACAAAAUAGAGCGCACACUCCUUUAUUUAUUAUACGGAAAUUAUAGUGGCCGACAGAAAAUCUAGGCGGUUCUGCUGUAAAAGCGUUUAGUGAGGUGAGGUAAAAGUUUAACUUACAUUUAGAAAUAUGUCUGAACUCAGCCCCUUGAAAAAACCGCAAAUGCGAAGCUUGUUACAUCAGCAAAUCAAAAAGAAUUUGGCGUUAGUGGGUAUUUCUGUACUGGCGGCAGGAAUAUAUAUGAGAUUUAUCUUUGGCGAUGGAAGAAAGCAAAAAUAUGCCGAUUUUUACAAGACAUACGACAUUGAAAAAGAAUUUGAGCGCCAAAGAAAGAAGGGUCUUUUUGAUUCUUGCGAUACUAAAUGAACUUAUCAUAUAAAAUAUUAACUGUUGUAGUUGAUUUUUUAGUACCUACCUACUUAGCAGUAUUUUUAUUAAAAGUUAUAAUAAAUGAAACCAAAAGUAUAAAAAUAUAAUUGAUUGUAUAUUGAAAUGUAUGCUUAUAAAAAUAAAGUUUCUGUAUAAAGUUCAAUACCUACAUAACAUAACAAUCCCACCAUCCCAAACUUAUUCGUACUCCUUAACAAUUAGAUCCCCGAUCAACAACCUCUGAAUAUCAUUGAUCCCGGCAUAAAUCUCGGUGAUCCUGGCAUCCCUGUAAUGCCUCUCGGCCGGCAUAUCGCUGACGUAACCCAUGCCUCCCAAAAUCUGGAUGGCGCUGUGCGAAACAAAGGUGGCCGCCUCGCUCGCGGCCAACUUCGCCAU